Phalaenopsis equestris is the source of this 2133-nucleotide messenger RNA. RefSeq lists its product as uncharacterized. Gene Ontology annotation, molecular function: channel activity. The record is from RefSeq and is a predicted model, not a curated record. Gene Ontology annotation, cellular component: membrane. The transcript has 14 exons. Bases 1 to 2133 code for a protein of 710 amino acids. NCBI's taxonomy places the organism in Eukaryota, Viridiplantae, Streptophyta, Magnoliopsida, Asparagales, Orchidaceae. Gene Ontology annotation, biological process: transmembrane transport.
AUGAAGCAGAAGCAAAAGGCAUCAUCCCCCUCAGCUGCAGCUAGCCUGCAAUUCUCCUCUAUAAUUACAAUGCCAAAAGCACAGGAAAGCAUUCAGGCCAUCUCACUCAUCACCAGCCAGAAGGCGGUGGCUGAGUUCAUUGGAACAUAUAUGCUUAUAUUUUUCGGAUCUGGGUCAGAAUUCAUAGCACUGAGGACUACACUCCCUCUGGAAGGUGUGGCUCUCAGCUGGGCUAUUGCUGUCACAGCCAUAGUCUACACCAUUGGCCAUAUCUCUGGUUCUCACAUCAACCCAGCUACAAGUAUCGCCUUAGCUGCUAUCGGCAAGUUUCCAUGGAAGCAGGUUCCAGUAUAUGCAUUGGGUCAGUUGCUGGGGGCCAUUUUUGCUGGUUUGACCCUUCGGUUGCUAUUUGGGGAAGAUAAUGUGGCCAUAUUGUUAACAUUACCGGUUGGACCGAAACCAGCCAGUAAUCUAAAUGUGAUAGCUUGGGAGAUUAUUAUCACUUUUCUCUUCUUGUUGGUUAUAUGCUCUACUAUAUUACAUCCUGGAGCGACUAAGGGCUUUGGAGGAGUAGCCAUAGGUGCAAUAGUCUUCGUCAAUGUUAUCAUGGCCGGGCCAAUCACUGCAUGUUCUAUGAACCCUGCGAGGAGCAUUGGGGCAGCAAUCGUAGCACAUAAUUUCGACAAGCUUUGGAUAUAUAUAAUAUCGCCUAUUGUAGGUGCUUUGGGAGGUUGUUUUCUCUAUUACUUUCUUCAGAUUUCCACAGAGCCAAAGACUGAAGAUUUGCCAAAAGCUGCAUCUCGUGCUGAUCAAACUUCCCUUGGUCAUCCAAAUCCAGCCUACUCAGAAGCAGCAGUUCUCACCUUAUUCAGCUGCUUACAGCCAUUGCUGCGCGCAGAAAUUAGAACUGCUCUGAUUACAAUGGCAAAAUCACUCGAGAGCGCUCGGCUCAAUUUACUUCUCAAUCAGAAGCUGGUGGCAGAAUUCAUCGGAACAUACAUGCUUAUAUUUUUCGGAUCCGGAUCAGAAUUCAUAGCACAAAAGGGUCUCCUGCCUCUACAAGGCGUUGCUCUCUCUUGGGCCUUGGUAGUCAUAGCCAUUGUCUACACCAUAGGCCAUAUCUCUGGUUCUCACGUCAACCCAGCUGCAAGCAUCGCACUAGCAGUCAUCGGCAAGCUUCCAUGGAAGCUGGUUCCAUUAUAUGCAUUGGCUCAGCUGCUGGGUGCUAUUUUUGCUGGUUUGAGUCUUCGGCUGCUGUUUGGGGGAGACAAUGUGGACAUAUUGUCAACAGUGCCGGUUGGACCGAACCCAGCCAGUGAUAUUAAAGUGGUGGCGUGGGAGAUUAUUGUCACCUUCUUCUUCUUAUUCGUUAUAUGUUCUUCUAUCUUACAUCCUGCAGCGAGUAAGGGCUUUGGAGGAGUAGCUAUUGGUGCAGUAGUCUUCGUCGAUGCUAUAAUGGCCGGGUCAAUCACUGGGUGUUCCAUAAACCCUGCAAGAAGCAUUGCGGCAGCACUCGUAACGCACAAUUUUCACAAGCUUUGGAUAUAUAUAAUAUCACCCAUUAUAGGCGCUGUAGCUGGUUCCUCUCUCUAUUAUUUCCUGCAAAUCCCUACAGAGACAGAGGCUGAAGGUCUGCCGAAAAUUGCAUCUCCAGCCUGCGCAGAUGUAAGCGAACUUCUAGUCAAUGCCCUGCCUCGUGCAGAAGUCUUCCACUCGCUGGUUUACAAAAAGAGACCCAUUGUCGAUGAUGAUGACGAGCGACAGCCCAUAUAUGCAGAUCAAAAGCGUCGGUCAGAAGAAUCCCUGUCGUUACAUACGAUAGGCUAUGGUUUUUCCUCUAAAGUGGUUGUCACAUUCUCCGGAUCGCACUUUCCGGAGCACAACUUGGACUUCAUCUUCUCUCAAGCACCAAAGGUACCUAGUCAGUGGAUGUAUGGAUCCACCCUGCUUUUGGACCCGUUGAUCGCUACCUCCAUGGCCCCCGGUUCGUUGAUUGUCAUCUCGGUGCAUUUUUAUCUAGUGGUAACCAGAGGAAGCGUGGAGGAAACUCAUGACAGAGUAUCUGAUCACUGCGUCCACCAAGGUGUCAAUCUUCAGCAGGGUGUAGAUGUGAUUUCGACAAGCAGAGUUUAG